Molecule: messenger RNA, 1218 nt
Organism: Solanum dulcamara
Lineage: Eukaryota; Viridiplantae; Streptophyta; Magnoliopsida; Solanales; Solanaceae
Product: F-box protein At1g47340-like
Exons: 1
Coding region: 1-1218 (405 amino acids)
Molecular function (GO): protein binding
Source: RefSeq, a predicted model, not a curated record
AUGAAAAAGCAACAUGUCAAUAUUUCUAUACCCAAAGAAGUUGUUGUUGAGAUAUUACGAAGAGUACCUUGCCAAGAUUUGUGUGAAACAUUAAAGAAAGUAUGUAUGCAGUGGUGUUCGAUUAUCUAUAGUGGGAGUUUUGCCUACUCACACGUUGAACGCGGAAUAUUAAAAUCAUCAUCAUCAUUCUCACAAUUGGAAGCAGUACUUAUUGACAAGACAGAUGAUACACGUUCCGUCACAGUUUCUGCCUUGGAAUGGCACAGGAGUUUUCCAAACUAUCCUCACCGAGAACAUGAAGAAGAAUGGGAGAUUACAUACAUGUAUACAUUAGAUUAUGAAUUGUACUACAUAACACAUAUGAUGACGGUGAAUUCUGUGAAUGGUUUCGUCUGUUUCUGGAGUUCCAAUGCUCGUGUUUAUGUCUGCAAUCCUAUGACUGAAGAGUAUUUCGCGACUCCACCAUAUACAUAUGAAACUAGUUAUCUUCCACACCGUCUUGCUGCAGUUGGCUUCGGGUUUUGCCAGCUUUCAUAUGAAUACAAGGUGAUUGUUUUUCGUGAUGAUAGUGCAAGAUUAAUGGAAUAUGGUGAGAUGAAACCAUUAGUUUUUACUGUUGGAAUUGACCGUUCGUGGAGGUCUCUGAAUAAAAUUCCUGAUAGAAAAUUUCUUUCUAGAAUUGAGAAGGGUACACAUGUGAAGGGGGUAUUAUAUUGGUACACUCUUCAAGAUAGUAAGAGAUUUAAAAGCCUCUUAUGUUUUGAUGUGUCUAAAGAAGAAGUUUUUACGACUAUGGUUCCAGCUGAACUUAAUAGCCUAGAAGAAGGAGGACGGUCUAUAACUAGGAUAGCAGAAAAAGGAGGAAACCUUUGCUUGAUAAACAUAAGUUAUGGUCCCAUUUACUCCCUCUUGAUCAAGGUAUAUAUUGCGCAUACUAGUACUGAUUUGAGUAGCUUAAAUUCAUGGAAGAAAGAGUUCAAUGUGACUGUUCCUAAUAUGGCUUACCAAAUAAAUAUGACGUGGUGGUUCAUCUCAAUUUUUACUGAUGACAUGUUGGUGAUUGAUAUUAAAGGUGAGAGUGAAAUCGUUAUUGAUGUAGCAACGGGAAUGUUGUUGAGUGAACUUUCUCUCCGUGGCUCUGGAAUUGUUAUCCAUUAUGUACCAAGUUUGGUUUCUCUUUCCCAUCGCCCACCAAUUUUGAACUCAAAUUUUAGGUAG